Messenger RNA from Helicoverpa armigera (cotton bollworm), 622 nucleotides. RefSeq lists its product as uncharacterized. The transcript has 2 exons. Lineage: Eukaryota; Metazoa; Arthropoda; Insecta; Lepidoptera; Noctuidae. Bases 98 to 391 code for a protein of 97 amino acids. The record is from RefSeq and is a predicted model, not a curated record.
AAUACUUCAAUUGCUUUGUAAAGAGGAUAAGUACUCGUACAUAUAUAAAGCACAAGAAAACAAAUUCUAUCGCAGUCAUUUGUUAUAUUUCGCAACUAUGGCAUCAUUAAAGACUUUGUUCAUCUUCGGAGUGCUUUUGGCACUAAUCGCUACGGCCUUCGCACAGGGUGGUAGAGGCGGAUUCGGGGGUGGUAGAAACCAAGGGGGCUUUGGAGGUGGUAGGAACCAAGGCGGCUUUGGUGGUGGUAGAAACCAGGGCGGAUUCGGUGGUAGAAACCCAGGUGGUUUUGGAGGUGGAAACCAAGGCUUCGGUGGCGGCUUUGGUGGUGGCAGAAACCCAGGUGGUUUUGGACAAGGCGGAUUCGGUCAAGGAGGAUUUGCACGAGGCUAAAUACUUACACUGAAUUGGUUUCAUGAUUACGAAUUCUAAAAAUAUGGCCAUCGAUACUUUUGAAUUAUCAUGUCUACUGCAACUGUUCUCGUUGACUCUGCUCUUUAAUAAUACCUAUGUUGUUAUGUAAAAGCUAAAAUUAAAACGAGACAACUAAUUCAAAUUCUAAAAUAGCAAACUUGUUGUAUUUUAUUGUUUUUUACAAAACGAAAAUAAAAUGUUGAAAUUGUU